Molecule: messenger RNA, 2031 nt
Organism: Haliotis rufescens (red abalone)
Lineage: Eukaryota; Metazoa; Mollusca; Gastropoda; Lepetellida; Haliotidae
Exons: 5
Coding region: 169-978 (269 amino acids)
Biological process (GO): immune response
Cellular component (GO): membrane
Molecular function (GO): tumor necrosis factor receptor binding
Source: RefSeq, a predicted model, not a curated record
AAGAAUGUUGGCAGUCGGGUCCAGUUACGUCAUGUCAUAUGAUACGGGUUCAUUUACACGGAUACCUGAAUGCUGUCACGUAUGAUGUAAGUAAGACUAAGUGCCCGACAAAAGGACAAUCGUAUUGAACUAUUUGAGUUACAAAAACGGCUUCAUCCAACAGUGGGAAUGUACCACAUCACAAGCCAUGUCAACAACAACAUGGCUUGUCAUUGUAAGUGCACCAUUGAGAGGAACACAAGUGCCACAAAAUGGAUCUGUCUUCUUUCUAUUUUGUUCAUCCUCAACAUAUUCACUGGCGUAGUGGUUGCAGUACUCGCCACACACCGAACUUCGUCAUCAAACUUUGAGAGCCAGACUCUCACAGGAUCAAGAUGGAAGUCAUUAUUGGAUGAGGUCUACGAAAGCAUGUUGAUGAAUGAUGUUUCGACCACAGGCACAGAGCUUGAUGAAGAGGGCAUUGGGGACGUCCAUCCAGAUUUGCAGCUUCUGAACAUGCUGAAACCAGUGACACAUUUCUCUGGCCUUGACUUUGACAUAGUAGUUACGGGUCAUGGGUGUCAGUUGACAACAUUGAGGAAUUGGGCCAAUCCUGAUGGUUCGGACAGAAAGCUCCUGUACAAUGGAAUGAGUUACGAGAACGGCUCCAUCACAGUACCAGCAGCAGGAGAGUACCACAUCACAAGUCAUGUCAAGUACCACGUCGAGGACAACAGGAAGGAUGACAAACCACUCCAAACAUUCCAGCAGCAGGUUGUCCGCUAUAGCGCCUCCAGCCAGACACAGAUCGUGUUGUUUGAGAAUGCCGUGACUGAAUGUAAAGAGGGCAUCAAUGACGGAGCUCACCUGGAGUACCCAAAUGAUGCUGGUGGACUGGCUCAGUUAGAUGCUGGAGAUCAAGUGAUGGUGAAGGUGUCACAUCUUCACUUACUGAAGCAUGAUCGUGACUGGCACUCUUUUGACAUUUAUCUAAUGUAAAUGUUUCCCAGCUCACCAACCGUUGAGGUGGAAUAUUAACUUUCUAUUAAUAGGAGAACAAUAAUUACUAUCAUUUAAAAUAAUGUCCAUUAUUUACAGUUCAAGAACAGUACUUACACUUCAAGCAGCAUGCAUUCUGAUAUGAGUUUAACAGAAAUUCUACGUGAAAUAUCAAGCGUUUUGCAUGGAAAUAUUCUACAGAGUAAUACUUAAAAAUGUACUAUUAUCAUUUUUUGCAUACCAAGCAACUACACAUGAACUAUAAUAAAUGAAUUGCGAAUAAAAAAUACAUCACAUUGUGAGAAGUGACAACAUCACAGAAUAAUUGAAGCGCCCUGCAAAUCACUAUGUAAACAAGCCAAACAGAGAUAGCUGCCAUUACCUAGGGCAAAUUCCAUCACAUUGAUGAUGGAAAGUUCAAGUGAUAUACACAUAACGAUAUAGAAGGGGGUGUCGAAUGAGAUGUUUGUUUCCCUUAGCCCAUUGCCGAGACAAAUGGUACAUCUGUAAAGAAUCACUCUCUGCAAGAAAAGCAGCAACGAGAUAACAGCAAUAUUUUGAAUGUGGGAUGGACCUUGAGCAAGCACCUCAAGCAAAGCACACGUACUGACAUAAAUCUCACGUGUAAACGUAGGGUCCAGGUUUUAUACUUUUAGUCUCAGGUUAGUUGCCAACUUGGAACACCUUCGACGUUAGUGUACCUACAGCCUUAUACCGAAGAAGCGAUUUGGUGUAGAAUCUUGUCAGCAUCAGAAUAAUUAUACGGGGCGUUUUCGUUCACAUUUAGGAUGUAUUGUACCAUUAAAUACUUAUUGUUACAGAGAUUUCAUAUGCAUUGUCUCUUGCAGUUUCUGUCCAAGUGCUCAUUCAUAAAGGCUUUCGGAAACAUGUCCCAAAAUAUGCUUCAAUAGGGACAACGGUGACAUACUGAAUAUCUCAUGUGAUUGCUUCAGUAUAAGUCUUCGACUUAGAUCUGGGAGUAGUUCUCCUUCCCUUAACAUGACACAACACCGUGGGAUGUGUAUCGACACUUGGUAUACCAGUCAGGUUACA